UGAUCUUCGAUUGUCCAUUUCAACUGUAUACCCUAGAUCGUACAUAAUGUCCGGCUCAGAACAAACAGGAGCUGACAAUUCACAGUGGGAUAGCAAUGCAGCAGCAGCAGCUGGAGAUAACUCAUCAUAUGACUGGAGCCAAUACUACGCCCAGCAAGGAUACGACUACAGCCAAUACAAUGGCUACUACGAUCAAUCACAGUACAACGGCUACUACGACCAAACAGCAUACAAUAACUAUUAUUAUCCCUCUACAGCAACAUCAGGUGUUAGUACACCAUCUUAUGGAGACGCAGGUACGCCUUCUGUACCAAAAGAAGGACUACCUGAACCAAUCUCUAUAGAAGAACUCAACAGAGUCAGUAAUCGAGCAAGAGGAAAGAAGCCAUCCAAGAUCGUAAGAACUGCAGGAGGAGAAACUUGGGAGGAUUCAACGCUGACUGAAUGGGAUCCAAACGAUUUUCGAUUGUUUGCAGGAGAUCUAGGCCCAGAAGUGGAUGAUGACAUGUUGACCCGUGCGUUCUCGAAGUUCCCUUCAUUUCAAAAAGCAAAAGUCGUCAUGGACAAGCGAGCGCAAAAAUCAAAAGGAUACGGGUUCGUCAGCUUUAACGAUGCAGAUGACUUUGUCAAAGCUUGGAAGGAAAUGAAUGGCAAGUAUGUUGGCAAUCGACCUAUAAAGCUCCGCAAAAGCACUUGGAAAGAACGUAAUCUGGAUGUACGAGCAAAGAAGGAGAGUAUCCGCGCUACGCCUUAUUCUAAACCACGGUAGACUCUCUUUUCUUUAAUAAUAAAAAACUCAACUGUAAAUGACAUACUUGCUAGAAGCAAUGAAAAAAAGCGUGCGCUUUAAUAAAAGUAGACAUUUCAUACUUCAUAAGACUUAAAGUCUACUUAUUGGAAUA
Molecule: messenger RNA, 902 nt
Organism: Umbelopsis ramanniana AG
Lineage: Eukaryota; Fungi; Mucoromycota; Umbelopsidomycetes; Umbelopsidales; Umbelopsidaceae
Exons: 1
Coding region: 47-769 (240 amino acids)
Molecular function (GO): mRNA binding
Source: RefSeq, a predicted model, not a curated record